AUGCAGCUCACUCAGCUCCUCCUUGCUACUGGCCUCUUGGCCUCCUCAGCCUUCGCUGCCCCUGCGGACACUUCCGCUAAGUCCAUGAUGGCCGACAGCCCCCAGUGGACCCUCCAGGACACCAAGCGUGUCUGCAACGAAGAAGACACCUCCUGCACCUGGACUUUCGGCAUCUACCCCGGCGCCGGCGAUGCCACUCCCUGCACCUACAUCGUGGAGGGCAGCCCUGCCUCCCAGGCCGACGGAGGCCCAGUCACUUGCGGCGAAUACACUGUCACCUCCGGCUGGAGCGACCAGUUCGGCGCGGAGAAUGGUUUCACUACCCUCUCUGUUGUCAACGAGGCUCGCCAGAUUAUCUGGCCUGCCUAUACCGAUAAGCAGGUUGCUGGUGGUGAGGUUGUCAAGCCUGACCAGAGCUACUCCCCUGCCGCUCUCCCUUGA
Molecule: messenger RNA, 441 nt
Organism: Penicillium mononematosum
Lineage: Eukaryota; Fungi; Ascomycota; Eurotiomycetes; Eurotiales; Aspergillaceae
Exons: 1
Coding region: 1-441 (146 amino acids)
Source: RefSeq, a predicted model, not a curated record